Mus pahari (shrew mouse) is the source of this 1077-nucleotide messenger RNA. It is a transcript of the gene Capsl, whose product is annotated as calcyphosine like. The record is from RefSeq and is a predicted model, not a curated record. The transcript is spliced from 5 exons. Bases 48 to 887 code for a protein of 279 amino acids. Gene Ontology annotation, molecular function: calcium ion binding. Lineage: Eukaryota; Metazoa; Chordata; Mammalia; Rodentia; Muridae.
UCCUAGGUAACGAGGAGUGUAAACUUGAGACUAGGCAGAACCAGCAUAUGAAUGACAACGAGCUGAGCCAAUCAGAGCAUGACUUUGCUUCAGCGUUCCCAGGCCAUCCAAUUAGAACUGAAAGCCUUGAAAGGCUGGGACAGCAGUGGAAGACAGGUAAGAGGGAGACACAGGACCAUGGGAGGAGAUUAGAGUCCCCAGGUGCAGGAGUCCCGGGGUUUCGCCUUGAAGCAGCCUGUGGCUACAGACUAGCAUUUCAGAUGGCAGGGACAGCACGCCAUGACCGGGAGAUGGCAAUCCAAUCCAAGAAAAAGCUCUCCACAGCCACGGAUCCUAUUGAAAGACUGAGGUUGCAGUGCCUGGCCAGGGGUUCUGCAGGCAUCAAAGGACUUAGCAGAGUGUUUCGGAUUAUGGAUGACAAUAACAACCGAACCCUUGAUUUCAAAGAAUUUUUGAAAGGCUUAAAUGAUUACGCUGUGGUCAUGGAAAAAGAGGAGGCAGAAGAACUUUUCCGAAGAUUCGAUAGAGAUGGCAGUGGAACAAUAGACUUCAAUGAGUUUCUUCUCACAUUGAGGCCCCCAAUGUCCAGAGCCAGAAAAGAGGUGAUCAUGAAAGCUUUUAGAAAGUUAGACAAAACUGGAGAUGGGGUUAUAACCAUCGAAGACCUUCGUGAAGUUUAUAACGCUAAACAUCAUCCAAAGUAUCAAAAUGGGGAAUGGACGGAGGAACAAGUCUUCAGGAAAUUUCUGGAUAACUUUGACUCACCCUAUGAUAAAGAUGGAUUGGUGACCCCCGAGGAAUUCAUGAACUACUAUGCAGGUGUAAGUGCAUCCAUUGACACUGAUGUGUACUUCAUCAUCAUGAUGACAACGGCUUGGAAGCUCUAAAGACCUGUCCCUGGAAACCAGGCCAUGCAUGCAUGCAGUCACGUGACUCCAAGUGAUUACGCUCCACCCCCCCAAACUCAGAAUGCUCUAUAAUUCACUGUUAUAAUUCACAGACUCUUCUUUGCCAACACACUGUAUUUUCUAGGCUGAUAAGAGGGCAGAAAUAAAGUCACUAAGUAAUUAACUAUGA